Messenger RNA from Culicoides brevitarsis, 3046 nucleotides. RefSeq lists its product as uncharacterized. The transcript is spliced from 6 exons. The coding region runs from base 198 to 2858 and encodes 886 amino acids. Gene Ontology annotation, biological process: peptidyl-threonine phosphorylation; mRNA cis splicing, via spliceosome; peptidyl-serine phosphorylation. NCBI's taxonomy places the organism in Eukaryota, Metazoa, Arthropoda, Insecta, Diptera, Ceratopogonidae. Gene Ontology annotation, molecular function: protein serine/threonine kinase activity; ATP binding. The record is from RefSeq and is a predicted model, not a curated record.
AAAUUAGCGACUGGGAUUGACACCCAGCGAACAAUUUCAAUUCCAAAUGCAACUUGGGCCAUCAAAACCUUCAAAAAAGGCACGGAAAUUUGAUUUUUUCUUGCAUUUUCCUCGAAUUACCCCGAAAAUUGUUGAAAAAACCAGAAAAUAAUCAAGACAGAACAUCAAAAAAUAAAUUUGGAUCGAAAUUUGCAGGAAUGGAUGAAGAAUUUGAGAUUUCCGCUGACGAAAGUGACCCGCAAUCUGGCAAAACUCCGCCCAAAAGCUACAGUUUGUCGAACGGAAGUAGCAAGAAACACAAGAAACAUCACAAAAAGGCGAAAAAGUCGGAGAAAAAGCAUAAAAAGCACAAGAAGAAACACAGCAGAAGCAAAAGUAGUGAUGAUGAAGAAGUUGUAGCAGCUCCAAAGUCUCGCAAAACGUCGGAAACGGGAUCAAUAAACUCAAAAUUCACCAAUAUCAUGAAGGAAAAUGAGAGUAAAAAGGAAAAUGGGAGCAAAAUCCCGACAGAUCCCAAUCGUUUAGUACAAAUAAUCACAGCUACCUUGGAUCCGAAUGCUGGGCCAUCUAUGACAAUCGUCUCGUCAGAGUCGGAAAGUGACGAGGCUGUGGAAGAUUGCGCGACCCCCGAUGUCAAUGUCAUAGAUGCCGACGAGGAAAUCGACUUGGAAGACCUGAUGAAGCAAAAAGCUCUGUUACAGGCACGUCUCGGCUAUCUGGAAUCAGAUACUGAGCACGAUGUUAGUAAGAAAACAUCACACUCAAAUAACCUUUCUAGCUCACGGGGAAAAGUCGAUAAUGAUGUUAUCUUUUUGGAUGAUUCUAGCGGCGGCGAAAAAGCAUCAGCACCAUCUGCCCAUGCCGAGGAGCGACAGAAAAAGCGUCGACGACACAAAUCUCCGUCGCCCGUCUAUCAGCAACGUUCGAGACCUACAUCGCAACGAUAUCGCAGCACAAGUCGCGAUCGCGUUGAACGUCCUUCGCGACGUGAUCGUUCCAUGGAACGUGGGCGUCACACCGAACAAAAUCGCAACAAAGAGGAUUUACGUCGUGCCAUCAAUCGCGACAAAGAUCGAAGUGCUGAACGACGAGAUAUCGAUCGAAAUAGAUACCGCAGCCCGGAUCGCUCGCGUCGUGAUCGAGAUCGACGCGAUUUUGAUCGUCGCGAUAAUCGAAGAUAUUCUCCGGCGCCAGAUAAUCGACGACGUGAACAGCGUUCCCGAUCCCGAAAUCGCUACGAUUCACGUCGGGACUACGAUUCUCGCCGAAAACCGACGUCAAAUAAAAAGGAAGAAGAUAAAUUUAAAGAUUCGUUGAGCGAAGGUCUGAAAGCGGCGAAAGAAUCGAGCAGCGAAAGUGAAACGAACGACAUUGAUUUGAACGACGAGGAGGAAGAUGAGGAACAAAUUAUCGAAAGAAGACGAAAACAGCGCGAAGAGUUGCUGAAAAAGUUGGCUGUCAAUGAAGAUAGCAACACAAAUGUGACAAUGGCUUCAACAAGUCCCGGCAGAACGACAAACAACAAUACGGAUGAUGAUGUCGUGUUGGUUUCACGAACGCCGGAGCAGAAAAAAAUCGAUCGUCCUUUCAAAAAUGUCGCGGGAACGCUCACACCUCCAUUGAAAGACAACAAAAAAGCGGAGGAACCAUCGCUGACGCCUCCAAUUCCGAACAAAAAUGCCGAAGAAGAGGCGGGUGCGAAGGAAAAAGAGAAAGCCACGAAGAAACAAGAAUGGGACAUGUUCGCGGAACAAGACGAGGAAACGAAUUUCGAUUCUCCCGCUACAAUCUCCGCCAACAAGCAAGGAGCCGAUAAUCCCGCCCUCACAGACAAUUGGGACGACGCCGAAGGCUAUUACCGCGUUCGUAUCGGCGAAACGCUCGAUAAUCGAUAUCUCGUUGCCGGUUACACGGGUCAAGGCGUCUUCAGUAAUGUCAUUCGGGCAAAAGAUCAGGCACGAGGCGGAACUAAUGUUGCCAUCAAAAUCAUCCGUAACCACGAGAUAAUGCACAAAACGGGCUUACGUGAGCUGGAAAUCCUGAAAAAACUCAACGACAGCGAUCCCGAUGACAAAUAUCACUGCAUGCGACUCUACCGACACUUUUUUCACAAGCAACAUUUGUGCAUGGUAAUGGAACCGCUAUCGAUGAAUUUACGCGAAGUAUUAAAAAAAUACGGAAAAAAUGUGGGUUUGCACAUAAAAGCUGUCCGGAGUUAUACGCAACAACUUUUAUUGGCUCUGAAGUUGCUUAAAAAGUGCGGAAUUUUGCAUGCGGAUAUCAAACCUGACAAUAUUCUCGUCAACGAGACACAUUUAGUGCUGAAAUUGUGCGAUUUCGGGUCAGCUUCGAAGAUCACGGACAACGACAUCACUCCAUAUCUCGUUUCCCGUUUCUACCGUGCGCCGGAAAUUAUUCUUGGCUUGGCUUACGAUGCGGGAAUUGACAUGUGGAGUGCUGGAUGCACGAUCUACGAACUGUAUACGGGCAAAAUUUUGUUCAGUGGCAAGUCGAAUAACCAAAUGUUGAAGUGUUUCAUGGAUUUAAAGGGCAAAAUCCCGAACAAAGUCAUCCGAAAGGGACAAUUCCGUGAACAACACUUUGACUCAAGUUACAAUUUCUUGUCUCAUGAAAUCGAUCGUAUCACGGAAAGGGAAAAAGUCGUUGUCAUGUCCGUUGUGAAGCCAACACGUGAUUUGCACACGGAACUGAUCGCCCAACAAAAUUUGCCGGAAGAACAAGUGAAAAAAGUCAUUCAACUACGAGAUUUACUCGACAAAAUUUUCGCUCUUGAUCCAGCAAAACGAAUUUCUUUAAAUCACGCACUUGCACAUCCUUUCAUCCAAGAACGAAUGUAAAAAAUUGUGACGAAAUUCGAGAGAGAGAGUUCGUGCAUUGGCUUGCCUGUGUUGCGAGAGUGCAGAGGCUUUCAGUGUACAAAAGUUUUUUCGUAAGAUCACAAAAAUUCUAUCACUCAGGGUUAGUCAAUGAAAACUACUUCUUAGAAUUUUAUUUUAAAAUUUUUAUCAAAACAAAAAAUUGUUUU